Molecule: messenger RNA, 7360 nt
Organism: Sorex fumeus (smoky shrew)
Lineage: Eukaryota; Metazoa; Chordata; Mammalia; Eulipotyphla; Soricidae
Gene: BLTP2
Product: bridge-like lipid transfer protein family member 2
Exons: 39
Coding region: 54-6743 (2229 amino acids)
Source: RefSeq, a predicted model, not a curated record
GGGGGGGGUUCCCGGCUGGGUUGGGGCCGGAGCCAGGCUGAGCCGGGGCUGGAAUGCCAGUGUACUUCUUCGCGUUCUUGGCCUUGCUGUUGGUUGCGCUCGGCGCCCUCUUCCUCGGCCGGUGGCUUGUGGUCCGGUUGGCCACCAAGUGGUGCGAACGGAAGCUGCAGGCAGAGCUAAAGAUUGGCUCUCUUUUUUGGAUUCAGAAUGUCAGUCUUAAGUUUCAGCAACACCAACAAACAGUGGAAAUUGAUAGCCUGUGGAUUUCCAGCAAGCUCCUUAGUCAUGAUCUGCCACACUAUGUGGCAUUGUGCUUUGGAGAGGUGCGUAUCAGAACGGACCUGCAGAAGGUUUCUAGCCUGUUUGCCCCGUUCUCUCAGAACACUGGGGUGCAUCAAAAGGAGCUGUCCUUUAGUCCAUCUUUAUUGAAGAUCUUCUGCCAGUUAUUCUCCAUUCAUGUAGAUUCUAUAAAUAUCAUGGUUCUCAAGGUGGCUACUUCUGAGUCCCUGUGGCAUAUCAGAAUCAGGAAAAGCAGCUUUCUUUUGGAUAGUGAUGGGAAAAGACUGAAAAGUGAGGUGAGCCUAAGUCAGAUCAACAGCAAAGUUCUUAAGAGUGGUCAGUUGGAAGACACCUGCCUUGCAGAGCUCUCACUGGCUCUAAAAUUGUGUCUAGAGGUGAGCACCAGCAGUUGGAAAUUGAAGGCAAUCUCUGUGGACGUGUGGACAUUGCACGCUGAGCUGCAUGAGGGUCUUUUCCAUAGUAAGCUGCUGCGCCAGGGCCCUAGCCCGGCACCCACGCCUGUUCCCUAUUCAGAAGUGGCAGAGGACUUGGCUGAACCAGUUCUGCCUGGGCUGUGCUUUCUUCAGCAGCUGCCAGACCAGGUCAAAGUGAAGAUGGAGAGCACAAGUGUGGUACUCUCCAUGAACAGUCAAAAGAGGCACUUGAAUUGGACAUUGAAGCUGCUUCAAUUCUUAUACCACCGUGAUGAGGAUCAAUUGCCCCUUCGAAGCUUCACAUCAAACUCUGAUAUGGCACAGAUGAGCACUGAACUUCUGCUGAAAGAUGGGUUAUUACUGUCCCAGAGCCGUCAGCGCAUUGUCUGCCUCAAUUCCCUCAAAGCUAGCAUUCAGGUGACCACCAUUGACCUCUCAGCCUCCCUGUUUCUGAAUACUUGCAUUAUUCAUUAUCGGCACCAGGAAUUCUCUCAUUGGCUACAAAUGCUAGCACUGGAGACACAUGGGUCUAAUUCAUCAGCUCUUAAGAAAAGGGAAAAACGAAUCUUCCCCCAGAUUCUGGCUCCCAUCAUCUUUAGCACCUCUAUCUCCAAUGUCAACAUUUCCAUUCAGCUGGGAGAUACACCACCCUUUGCCUUGGGAUUCAAUUCCGUCUCUCUGGAUUACCAACACUUGAGGCCACAAAGUAUCCAUCAGCGAGGCGUCCUAACUGUAGAUCAUCUCUGCUGGCGGGUGGGCAGUGACUCCCACAUUCAACGGGCACCCCACCCACCCAAUAUGCAUGUUUGGGGCGAGGCACUUGUCCUGGACUCCUUUGCACUACAGGGUAGCUAUAACCAACCUCUGGGCUUAUCCAGCUCCCAGUCAGAUACCCUCUUUCUUGAUUGUACUAUCCGAGGACUACAGGUAGAAGCAUCAGACACCUGUGCCCAAUGUCUCUCUCGGAUUUUAUCCUUGAUGGGCCCACAGUCUGGGAAACCAGCUAUUUCUAGGGAAUCUUCAUUUGGGGAAUCUGUGUCGUUAUUGUGGAAGGUGGACUUGAAGGUGGAGGACAUGAACUUGUUCACCCUUUCUCCCCUGGUUGGUGCUUCUGAGAUUCGACUUGACACACUAACUGUCCUGGGCAGUGCUGAAACUUCUACUGUGGGUAUUCAAGGACUCGUGCUUGCAUUGGUGAAGUCGGUCACAGAGAAGAUGCAGCCCUGUUGCAAGGCUCCUGACAUUCCUGCUCCAGUGCUCUGCCUCUCCAUGCUCUCCAUCACCUAUCAUAGCAGUAUACGCUCUCUAGAGGUUCAGUGUGGUGCAGGGCUCACCUUACUGUGGAGCCCCCCAGAUCACAUGUACCUAUAUCAGCACAUCCUGGCCACCUUACAGAGCCGAGAUCUCCUGAGAGCCACUCUGUUUCCUGAGACUGUUCCACUUAUUGAAGACGAGACUUCCAGGACUUCCUGUGAGCUAGAAAGCCAACCCCCUGAGCCAUCUCCCCCCAAGCGACUGCUAAACUUGACACUAGAAGUGAGCACGGCCAAACUGACAGCUUUUGUAGCUGAGGACAGGUUCAUUACCCUGGCUGCCGAGAGUAUAUCUGUCAGCCGGCAUGGAGGUUCAUUGCAGGCUUACUGUCCAGAGCUGGCUGCUGGUUUUGAUGGCAAUGGUAUUUUCAAUUUCAAGGAGGUGGAGUUGCAACUGCUGCCUGAGCUGGAGGAGAUGAUCCUCCACCGGAAUCCCUUCCCUAUGUUACAGACCCUCCGGAACCGUGUUUGGCUUCUCUCCUUGGGCUCAGUCUCAGUGGAGUUUCCUUAUCAGUAUGACUUCUCCCGAACUCUUGAUGAGGCAGUGGGAGUGCAGAAAUGGUUGAAGGGGCUGCAUCGAGGAACUCAUGCUCAGGCCUCUCCAAGUCCUGCCCCCCUCCCACCUGAUCUCCUUUUGAAGAUUCAACACUUCUCAUGGGUUUUCCUGGAUGACAUAUUUGAGGUAAAGCUUCGUGAUAACUAUGAACUGAUGAAGGAUGAAAGUAAGGAGAGUGCCAAAAGGCUACAGCUGUUGGAUGCUAAAGUAGCUGCCCUGAGAAAGCAGCAUGGGGAGUUACUGCCAGCUCGCAAAAUUGAAGAGCUUUAUGCCUCUUUGGAACACAAAAACAUUGAAAUCUACAUCCAGCGCUCCCGUCGUCUCUAUGGCAACACGCCCAUGCGCCGAGCACUGCUCACUUGGAGCCUGGCAGGGUUAGAACUGGUGGCUUUGGCAGACGCGUCUUUCCAUGGGCCUGAACGUGUGUUGGAGCAGGUUCGAGAACUUGAUCCAGUCAGCCCAUUUCCUCCAGAAGGAAUCGAUCUUGUUAUUCAGUGGUGCCGUAUGAUCAAGUGCAAUGUCAAGACAUUUUUGGUUCGGAUAAGAGAUUAUCCCCGGUACCUGUUUGAGAUCCAUGACUGGAGACUGAAUGGUCGGCUUGUGGGCACUGAGCAGAGCGGUCAGCCUUGUUCCCGUCGGCGUCAAAUAUUGCACUUGGGGCUUCCCUGGGGUAAUGUGGCAGUGGAAAGGAACAUGCCCCCACUCAAGUUCUACCAUGACUUCCGCUCGGAAAUCUUCCAGUAUACAGUGAUUUGGGGCCCAUGCUGGGAUCCAGCCUGGACACUGAUUGGCCAAUCUGUGGACCUCUUGACCAAACCCUCAGCUGACCCUAGCCCACCCUUGCCUUGGUGGGACAAGAGCCGUCUUCUGUUCCAUGGAGACUGGCACAUGGACAUUGAACAGGCCAAUCUGCACCAGCUCGCUACUGAGGACCCAUACAACACAACUGAAAAUAUGCACUGGGAGUGGAACCACCUGUCAUUUCACUGGAAACCUGGUCAGUUUGUGUUCAAGGGUGACUUGGACGUCAACGUGAGAACAGCCUCUAAGUAUGAUGACUGCUGCUUCCUACACCUGCCUGACCUCAGCAUGACACUGGACCUGCAGUGGCUGUGCCAUGGGAACCCCCAUGAUCACCAUAGUGUUACUCUGUGGGCCCCAGAGUUCCUGCCUGAGGUGCCCUUGGGCCAACUUCAUGACUCCUACCGGGCCUUCCGUUCUGAGAACCUCAAUCUUUCCAUCAAGAUGGAUCUGACUCGGCAUAGCGGGACAAUAUCCCAGCCCCGAAUUCUGCUGUAUAGUAGUACGUUGCGCUGGAUGCAGAACUUCUGGGCUACUUGGACUAGCGUCACUAGACCUAUCUGCAGGGGAAAACUCUUCAAUAAUCUGAAGCCUAGUAAGAAGAAACUUGGCCAACACUACAAGCAGCUUUCCUAUACUGCACUCUUUCCGCAGCUACAGGUGCAUUAUUGGGCCUCAUUUGCUCAGCAACGGGGCAUCCAGAUUGAGUGCAGUCAGGGGCAUGUCUUCACUCGGGGAACUCAGCGGCUUAUACCUCAAGCAGGCACAGUGAUGCGGCGCCUCAUCUCUGACUGGAGUAUAACGCAGAUGGUUAGUGACCUAAGUGAGGUGACUGUCCACCUGAUGGCCUCACCUACCGAAGAGAACGCUGAUCACUGUCUUGAUCCCUUGAUAACAAAGACCCACCUACUGAGCCUGUCCUCCCUCACCUACCAACGGCAUAGCAAUCGCACAGCUGAAGAGGAUCUCUCUACUCGAGUUGGAGAUCCUGCCUUUCAUACGCACCAGCUUCACUUAGUAGAUUUAAGGGCUUCCUGGACAACCACCAACCGGGACAUUGCCUUUGGUUUAUAUGAUGGCUACAAGAAAGCAGCUGUACUCAAGCGUAAUCUUUCUACUGAAGCCCUGAAGGGAUUAAAGAUUGAUCCCCAGAUGCCAGCCAAAAAGCCAAAGCAGAGUGUCCCGGCCAGUGCCCCUGCCCCACCUCCCGCCAGCACUCCCAGCUUAAGUGGUCGGCCUGAUAAGGGGUCAUCAGGAGGUGCAUACAUGCUGCAGAAGUUGAUUGAAGAGACAGACAGGUUUGUAGUGUUCACAGAAGAAGAAUCAGGUGUAAGUGACCAGCUGUGUGGCAUUGCUGCCUGCCAGACGGAUGAUAUAUAUAACCGAAACUGCCUUAUCGAGCUGGUCAACUGCCAGAUGGUCCUUCGUGGAGCAGAAACAGAAGGCUGUGUCAUUGUGUCAGCUGCCAAAGCCCAGUUGCUGCAGUGCCAACACCAUCCAGCCUGGUAUAGUGACACAUUGAAGCAGAAGACAUCCUGGACUUGCCUAUUGGAUGGGAUGCAGUACUUUGCCACUACUGAAAGCAGUCCCACUGAGCAGGAUGGUCGACAGCUCUGGUUAGAGGUGAAGAAUAUUGAGGAGCACCGUCAGCGUAGUCUGGACUCAGUGCAGGAGCUGAUGGAGAGUGGGCAAGCAGUGGGAGGCAUGGUUGCCACUACCACAGACUGGAAUCAGCCAGCUGAAGCACAAGUUCAGCGGAUCAUUUCACGCUGCAACUGCCGAAUGUACUAUAUUAGUUACAGCCAUGAUGUUGAUCCUGAGCUGGCAACUCAGAUUAAGCCACCUGAAGUUCAUGAGAACCAGGAAAAGGAAGAUCUCCUAAAGAAGCAGGAAGGAGCUGUAGAUACCUUCACCCUCAUCCACCAUGAACUAGAAAUCUCCACCAACCCAGCUCAGUAUGCCAUGAUCCUGGAUAUUGUCAACAACCUACUGCUCCAUGUAGAACCCAAACGGAAGGAGCACAGUGAGAAGAAGCAGCGGGUUAGGUUCCAGUUGGAGAUCUCUAGCAAUCCUGAGGAGCAACGCAGCAGCAUAUUACACUUGCAGGAGGCUGUGCGACAGCAUGUGGCUCAGAUACGGCAGCUGGAAAAGCAGAUGUAUUCUAUUAUGAAGUCUUUGCAGGAUGACAGUAAGAACGAGAACCUGCUUGACCUGAACCAAAAGCUUCAGCUGCAGCUAAACCAAGAGAAGGCUAACCUACAGUUGGAAAGUGAAGAGCUUAAUAUCCUCAUCAGGUGUUUUAAGGAUUUUCAGCUGCAGCAGGCCAAUAAGAUGGAAUUGCGAAAGCAACAAGAAGAUGUCAGUGUGGUUCGUCGCACUGAAUUCUAUUUUGCUCAAGCACGGUGGCGCCUGACAGAGGAAGAUGGACAGCUCGGAAUUGCUGAGCUGGAGCUGCAGCGAUUCCUCUAUAGCAAGGUGAAUAAGUCUGAUGACACAGCAGAACACCUCCUGGAAUUGGGCUGGUUCACUAUGAACAAUCUCCUUCCUAAUGCAGUGUAUAAGGCAAUCCUACGGCCACAGAGCUCCUGUCAGUCUGGGCGGCAGCUAGCAUUGCGCCUCUUCAGCAAAGUCCGACCCCCAGUUGGGGGUAUCUCUGUGAAGGAGCACUUUGAGGUAAACGUGGUGCCUCUCACCAUCCAGCUGACACACCAGUUCUUCCAUAGAAUAAUGGGCUUUUUCUUUCCUGGCCGAAGUGUAGAAGAUGAUGAGGUUGGUGAUGAAGAAGAUAAAUCCAAACUGGUGACUACUGGAAUACCAGUGGUGAAGCCUCGACAGCUGAUUGCAACAGAUGAUGCAGCACCACUGGGCCCUGGGAAGGGUGUGACACAGGGCUUGAAUCGGAGUUCUGGGGUCAGAAGGUCAUUUCGCAAAGCACCAGAGCACCCUGUGGAUGAUAUUGACAAGAUGAAAGAGCGAGCUGCCAUGAACAACUCCUUCAUCUACAUAAAGAUUCCACAGGUUCCACUGUGCGUCAGCUAUAAGGGCGAGAAGAACAGUGUGGACUGGGGUGACCUUAACCUGGUGCUCCCAUGUCUGGAGUAUCACAACAACACAUGGACAUGGCUAGACUUUGCCAUGGCUGUCAAAAGGGACAGUCGCAAAGCCUUGGUUGCCCAGGUAAUCAAAGAGAAGCUAAGGUUGAAGCCUGCAACAGGGACUGAAGUCCGGGGAAAACUAGAAACUAAAUCAGAUCUCAACAUGCAACAACAGGAAGAGGAGGAGAAAGCUCGGCUGCUCAUUGGUCUAAGUGUGGGCAAAAAGAACCGGAGCAAGAAAUCCAUCUUCGGCAGGCGCAAAUGAUCCAGCAAGAGCAACUGCUGCACGGGAUCUGACUCUGGCUCAUGCUCCAGGGACUGUGGGGUGGGAGGCGUUUCCCUUCAUCCAGUAGGGUGUGGGGGUCUGGAGCCCACAGGUGCCUGUAGAGAGGCAUUGCUGUUUAGCACCUCACCUGUUCCCUGAAGAGCGUGGUGGACAAUAAUGCUGAGUUCUACCUCACACUGAUCAGCAGGUCCAAGGUCAGAGAGGCGCCAAGAGAGUGAGACCCAGGAAGCAGGCCCAGGGCUAGGGAUCGAAUUCUCGCGGAAUUAGCUGAAAGGGUGGGGAGACAGUCCCGAUCAAGUGUGGUAAAUUUUUAUAAACAUACAUACAUAUAAAUAUAUACACAUAUAUAUUUCUAAGUGUAACUGCUCUCCUUCUGUGCCAGAAAGCUGAGGGUGGGGGUGGGGGUUGAUUUAUCCCUCAUUCCACUGCCUUGUAUGAAAGAGGUAUUAGUGUUCUGGGGUAAAUCAGCCCCUCCCCAGUCUGCCAAGCUUAUUUGGGAGGAUGGCAAUAACUGCCAGGGCUGGUCAUGGGUGUCCCUGGGUUAUGCCUUGAAGAAUGAUAAAUGAUUUAAAGAGAAAAAUAUAUUUUAAAUUUGA